AGGUUUCAGCCCGUUAACCGAAGCUGCGGUAUCUCAUAGCUACUGUUUCUCUGUGCAGCACGCGCCAGUAUUUCACUGAGGAUUUCUAUAUUGCAGGAGGAGGAAACUUUUUUUUGGACUUAACCCGCCCCUCUGCAUUUUGGGAUUUGAUCGUGGGCUGUUGCAGGAAGUCCCUUCACAUCCUGUAUCCUGCAUCUGAGAGCUGUGGUUUUAUUAGAGCUGCUCUCUCUCCAUCUCUCCGGUAAACAUGAUGCACUGCCGGCGCGCGGACAAAUGCUCUCUCAUAGCGGUGCUUCUGCACGCGCUCGUGCUGCUGACCGUUACACUCGCCGCCCAUUUACCGGAUGGGAAGCUUUUGAAAAGUGCAGCCAUGAAGCUGGAACAGUAUGAGACUAUGGUACCACUUCUGCUGGAUGGAAAAAAGCAACACUCAAUCAGCUUGCUUCGCUCUAGGAGUCCUCCAGCUCUACUGCAGAUAUUGAUAAAGGCAGAAGGCCAGCAGUUGAUCCUCUCACUGAAGAAGAAUGAGGGUCUCUUUAGCAGCAAUUACAGUGAAACACACUACAGAGAGGAUGGACAGGCAGUCACUCAUAACUCUAUGGUGAACUGCUAUUAUCAUGGUGAAGUUGAAGGACACACCGACUCUGAUGUCAGCCUCAGCACUUGCUCUGGUCUCAGGGGGUUCAUCUUACUUACAAAUGAGAUGUUCAUGGUGGAGCCUGCUUUUGAGCCAGACAACGGUACACACAUGGUUUACAGAGGAGAACAUUUACACUUCCCUUCUGGAACUUGUGGUCAUGGACACAACAUGUCCAACAUCAACCAAGGAAAUGUCCGGGAACUGUUACAAUCAUUCAACUCCAGGAAUAAAAGAGAUGCACAGAAGACCACCAAAUAUGUGGAGCUCAUUAUUGUGGCAGACAACAGGGAGUAUCAUAAACAUGGGAAAGAUGUAGAAAAGGUGAAGCAGAGGAUGGCUGAGAUCGCUAAUUAUGUUGACAAGUUCUACAGGGUUCUAAAUAUCAGAGUAGCUCUGGUGGGGCUGGAGGUUUGGAGUGACUCUGACAAAUGUUCAGUGACACAGGAUCCGUUUACCACACUGCAUGAGUUUCUAGACUGGAGAAAACUCAAACUGCUACCUCUCAGACCCCAUGACAAUGCUCAACUUAUCAGUGGUGUGUAUUUCCAGGGGACUACGAUUGGCAUGGCCCCCAUCAUGAGCAUGUGUACUGCAGAACAGUCUGGAGGAAUCGUCAUGGAUCACUCAGACAAUCCACUUGGAGCAGCCGUGACUUUAGCUCAUGAAUUAGGCCACAACUUUGGAAUGAACCACGACACUCCAGAGCGUGGGUGUGGCUGUGGGAUGACAGUGGAACGUGGAGGCUGUAUCAUGACACCAUCCACAGGGUACCCAUUCCCCACUGUGUUCAGCACAUGCAGCAAGAAGGAUCUUGCAGCCAGUCUGGACAAGGGAGUGGGAAUGUGUCUCUACAACAUUCCAGAGGUCAAAGUGCUGUAUGGGGGACAGAAAUGUGGCAACGGCUAUGUGGAGGAGGGAGAGGAGUGUGACUGUGGAGAACCAGAGGAGUGUGUGAACCCAUGCUGCAAUGCAACUACCUGUACUCUCAAAGAAGAUGCUGUAUGUGCACAUGGACAGUGCUGUGAGGACUGCAAGUUGAAGCCUGCUGGAACACCAUGCAGAGAGUUGAGUAACUCAUGUGACCUGCCUGAGUUCUGCACUGGUUCGAGUCCUCACUGCCCGGCCAAUGUCUACCUGCACGAUGGUCAUGCAUGCCACACAGUUGAUGGCUACUGUUACAAUGGCAUCUGCCAAACCCACGAACAGCAGUGCAUCACUCUCUGGGGUCCAGGGGCCAAACCUGCCCCUGGUAUCUGCUUUGAAAGAGUGAACUCAGCUGGAGAUCCCUAUGGCAACUGUGGCAAAGAUUCCAAAGGCUCCUUCGCCAAAUGUGACGCACGGGAUGCUAAAUGUGGUAAAAUCCAGUGCCAAGGUGGUGCCAGUCGACCUGUAAUUGGAACCAAUGCUGUAUCCAUAGAGACCAACAUCCCUCUGCAUGAAGGGGGGCGUAUCCUGUGUCGGGGGACACACGUAUAUCUCGGGGACGACAUGCCUGACCCAGGGCUGGUGCUGAGUGGCACAAAGUGUGCUGAAGGCAUGAUGUGUUUGAACAGACAGUGUCAGAAUGUCAGUGUGUUUGGAGUACACAAGUGUUCAGGGAAGUGCCAUGGCAGAGGGGUUUGUAAUAAUAAGAAAAAUUGCCACUGUGAAGCACAUUGGGCACCACCAUUCUGCGAGAGGGCAGGGUUUGGUGGCAGUGUGGAUAGUGGACCAAUGAGACUAGCAGAUGUGCAUGUGUGUGUAUUAAUGUGUGUAUUGUCGUAUGUGAUGUCAGCUGAUAGUCGGGCCGUGACCACAGGCGUGCUGGUCACUGUCUUCUGUCUAUUUGCGGCUGGCUUGCUCAUCUGCUUGAAGAGGAAGACACUGCUCCAGCUGCUCUUUACGAAUAAGAAGAGCACCAUUCAGAAACUCAGAUCAGUGGGAUGGAGGAGAACAGCCAGUCCAUCACACUCACAACCUGUGUACAGAGAUUCUCCCCAGCACAAAUCCCCAUCCAGAACUGCUAGCUGUAGGUUAGAUAAGCCCUGUCAUUUCAGUGCCGAGCCUCUUCUGCCUCCUUCUACAUUCCAUCCUCACAGUCUGCGACGAUUUCCUCACUGCCCUGCUCAGUGCCAACCCCUCCACAUCAGCCACCCCAUUCCCAUCACACUGGGUCUGGGUGUGGCUGCUGACCUACAAGCUCCGCCUCCUGUUCCUCCCCACAGGCCUCUGCCCAGACACACUCAGUCUCCAAUGAGAGCAUCUCCUUUCUUUACCCUCCCACGACAGCCAAUCUUCAUGGCCAAUCAGGACCAUGAGAAGCCCAGUCCUCCCCAGAAGCCACUGCCUGCAGACCCCCCAGUUCGAGGUUACAGAAUGGCCCGGAGCACAUCGGCAGCUGGAGUGCCCACAUCAGGCCAUAUCCCAACUGUACCACGACCUCCACCUGCUAUACCACAGCCAGAAAGGCCAACACCAAGGCUACCACCACCUCUAUAUGAGCGUUGACAUGAGCUCCUGAUAAAAUCAAGGACGAAUUCCACCAGCGAAUGGACACUUUUAUUUGCACUACAAAAACUCUAGUGGGCCCACUGCACACCCAUGUGGAACACCGUAGAGUACUUUUUGAAAAAGAAGGGAACUGUGCUUAAUUCUUGGUGCUGUGCCUCACACAAGGUGCUCAGCGUCCUCACUCAGGUACUGUGGAAAUAAGAUGUAUAUUUAUUGUCAGAAGAACACAAUGCACUGUGGUCAACACUUUUUCUAUGGUGGUUAUUAUUGUGAACUUUUUACUAAUAUGUUUGUGCUUGUCUUUUUGUCAACACUAUGGACACGUAUCGAUUUCAGAUGAAGAGACUGUUUGCUUUUUUUAAUUCAUCUGUACUAGGGCAACUCCUGUGAUGUUCCUGUAAAUAUGAAUGGAUGUUGUAUAAGUACUAGACCUACAUUUACUGUACUUGCAGAUUGAAGGUGCUUCAUUCAGCAGAGAUUUCAAACAUAAAAAAGAUUUCUCCUGAAGCAUAUUUUAGUGAAAGCAUAAUUGCAAGUAAACCUUGGACAGAAAUUAUAGUCAAUAAUAUAAUCAACAAACCUCAACAAUACACUAUAUUGCCAAAAGUAUUCGCUCACCCAUCCAAAUAAUCAGAAUCAGGUGUUCCAAUCACUUCCAUGGCCACAGGUGUAUAAAAUCAAGCACCUAGGCAUGCAGACUGUUUUUACAAACAUUUGUGAAAGAAUGGGUCGCUCUCAGGAGCUCAGUGAAUUCCAGCGUGGAACUGUGAUAGGAUGCCACCUGUGCAACAAAUCCAGUCGUGAAAUUUCCUCGCUCCUAAAUAUUCCACAGUCAACUGUCAGCUGUAUUAUAAGAACGUGGAAGUGUUUGGGAACAACAGCAACUCAGCCACGAAGUGGUAGGCCACGUAAACUGACGGAGCGGGGUCAGCGGAUGCUGAGGCGCAUAGUGCGAAGAGGUCGCCAACUUUCUGCAGAGUCAAUCGCUACAGACCUCCAAACUUCAUGUGGCCUUCAGAUUAGCUCAAGAACAGUGCGCAGAGAGCUUCAUGGAAUGGGUUUCCAUGGCCGAGCAGCUGCAUCCAAGCCAUACAUCACCAAGUGCAAUGCAAAGCGCCGGAUGCAGUGGUGUAAAGCACGCCGCCACUGGACUCUAGAGCAGUGGAGACGCGUUCUCUGGAGUGACGAAUCGCGCUUCUCCAUCUGGCAAUCUGAUGGACGAGUCUGGGUUUGGCGGUUGCCAGGAGAACGGUACUUGUCUGAGUCCAUUGUGCCAAGUGUAAAGUUUGGUGGAGGGGGGAUUAUGGUGUGGGGUUGUUUUUCAGGAGCUGGGCUUGGCCCCUUAGUUCCAGUGAAAGGAACUCUGAAUGCUUCAACAUACCAAGACAUUUUGGACAAUUCCAUGCUCCCAACUUUGUGGGAACAGUUUGGAGCUGGCCCCUUCCUCUUCCAACAUGACUGUGCACCAGUGCACAAAGCAAGGUCCAUAAAGACAUGGAUGACAGAGUCUGGUGUGGAGGAACUUGACUGGCCUGCACAGAGUCCUGACCUCAACCCGAUAGAACACCUUUGGGAUGAAUUAGAGCGGAGACUGAGAGCCAGGCCUUCUCGUCCAACAUCAGUGUGUGACCUCACAAAUGCACUUCUGGAAGAAUGGUCAAAAAUUCCCAUAAACACACUCCUAAACCUUGUGGACAGCCUUCCCAGAAGAGUUGAAGCUGUUAUAGCUGCAAAGGGUGGACCGACGUCAUAUUGAACCCUAUGGAUUAGGAAUGGGAUGUCACUUAAGUUCAUAUGCGAGUCAAGGCAGGUGAGCGAAUACUUUUGGCAAUAUAGUGUAUGUGGUUGUUAUAGAUCCACUAAGAAGAAACAAUAACUAAAAAACAUACAGAAUCAGAAAAUGUUAUCAUGCUCAGUUUUGUUUUUAGCUAUGAAGCUCAUGCAGACUGGAUGCUGUUGUACUUUGUUGAUGUCCUAUCAAAACAUUAUUUAAAUGUAAGUGAGUCAACAAGUACAUUUUUUCCUAUCCUAACCUAUUUGAUUUAACUAUACUGAUUCAUGAAAAACUGGCACCUAUCACAGCUACUGUCUUUUUAAGCAGCAGGAUUUGUUAUAAUUACAAGCUGGUUUACAUUUCCCAUGAUAUUUCUUAAAUCUUACUGGUAUCUUUAGUACUGUUAACUUCACUGUUUAUAUUGUUGAUAGACUCAGUGCUGUACUGACAUGCAUUUACUUUUUUUAUCACAUUUCCCAAGGAAAAAAAAAAAUCAUUUG
This is a messenger RNA of Hemibagrus wyckioides, 5404 nucleotides long. It is a transcript of the gene adam12b, whose product is annotated as ADAM metallopeptidase domain 12b. Gene Ontology annotation, molecular function: metalloendopeptidase activity. Bases 248 to 3127 code for a protein of 959 amino acids. The record is from RefSeq and is a predicted model, not a curated record. Lineage: Eukaryota; Metazoa; Chordata; Actinopteri; Siluriformes; Bagridae. Gene Ontology annotation, biological process: proteolysis. The transcript is spliced from 23 exons.